GCCGACCGUUGUGCAAAGUUUCGGGCGCCCUCUUGGGCGCGCACUGUGACUGAUCAUACUGAUGACACUCGUAUCAGUCGCCACUCCCUUUCGGGCUACUGCGGGUGCUGUAGCUGCGCGGGACGUUAUGGGCUACCUCGUUCUCAUUCACGAUUGGUUUCGACCCCCGGCGUCCGGCUGCUCGUUGGGCAGAGGAUGGCUGUUCUCCUGCCGCCGAGGCAAAAUGAGGCGCUGCCUCACUCUGGAACUCACCUCACCUGUCGUGGCUAGCACCCACAACAAAAAGCUGCGGGUUGCUGAAUUCGGCUUUCCACUGCGACGGCAUUGCAAGCUUGUGCGGUGCCUGAGUGCUGUACCACAGCUGUAGGCCCGGCUUACAUGGACUUUGUGGCCAGUUCGGCAGUCAAACUCGGGCAGCU
Molecule: messenger RNA, 419 nt
Organism: Ceraceosorus guamensis
Lineage: Eukaryota; Fungi; Basidiomycota; Exobasidiomycetes; Ceraceosorales; Ceraceosoraceae
Exons: 1
Coding region: 62-367 (101 amino acids)
Source: RefSeq, a predicted model, not a curated record